This is a messenger RNA of Grosmannia clavigera kw1407, 1566 nucleotides long. RefSeq names its product cog1565 domain containing protein. Bases 1 to 1566 code for a protein of 521 amino acids. The record is from RefSeq and is a predicted model, not a curated record. Gene Ontology annotation, cellular component: mitochondrion. Gene Ontology annotation, molecular function: protein-arginine omega-N symmetric methyltransferase activity. The transcript is spliced from 2 exons. NCBI's taxonomy places the organism in Eukaryota, Fungi, Ascomycota, Sordariomycetes, Ophiostomatales, Ophiostomataceae.
AUGGACUCGCCUGUCGUCUCGCGCCUCUUCCGCCAGCUGUUCCGGCACCUGGACUGCCGGCCACGACGCAACUUUGCCUUUCUUGCGUCGUCGCUGCAGCUGGCCCGCCGCCACCAGCUGCACCACCAACAGCACCGGCCAUAUGCAUCAGCGCCCCGGCGGGACCGCUCCAACGAGAGCGACUGGCAGCAGCGCACCGACCUCUUUCCCGCCGACAUGUCGGUCGAGUAUGCCGAGUAUCCGAUGGUGACGGCCCAGGACCUGCGGCUGCGUCGCGAACGGCCGCGUCGGGUCAAGAUGCUGAUGCGAGACUUUAUUGAGGACAGCCUCUACAACCCUCACUACGGCUACUUCUCCAAGCAGGUCGUCAUCUUCACGCCCGGUGAGCCCUUCCGCUUCACCGAGAUGCGCGACGAGCCCGAGUUCAGCGCCAUUCUCAGCCAGCGCUACAGCGAUUUUGAGGACGGCCUCGAUGCCGCUGCUGUCGCCCAGGGCGGCGAGCCGUCCGAGACCCGCCAGCUGUGGUACACGCCCACCGAGCUGUUCCGCCCGCACUACGGCGAGGCUGUGGCCCGCUACCUGGUGGCCAACUACAUGCUGACCAGCUUUCCUUACGACGAUCUGAUCAUCUACGAGAUGGGCGCUGGCCGCGGCACUAUGAUGCUCAACAUCCUCGACUAUCUGCGCGUCCACGAGCCGGCCGUCUAUGCCCGCACCCGCUACCGCAUCAUCGAGAUCUCCUCGUCGUUGGCGUCGUUGCAGCGCCGUGAACUGCACGGCUCGCCAGCCACCUCGCCAGCCGCCACGGCUGCUGCAGAUCGAGGCCACGGCGAUCGCGUCGAGAUCAUCAACCAGUCUGUCUUCGACUGGACCACGCCUGAGCCGUCGCCCUGCUUUUUCCUCGCCUUCGAGGUCUUUGACAACUUCGCCCACGACUGCGUCCGCUACGACCUCGCGUCACAGCAACCUCUGCAGGCCGUCGUCCUCGUCGCCGCCGACGGUGAUCUCUACGAGUUCUACCAGCCUCAGCUCGAUCCUGUCGCCGCCCGUUUUCUCCGCGUUCGCAACGCCGCCACUGCCGGCCACUAUCCCCUGCCCUUCUCGCGCAAUCCCCUCGUUCGCGCCCUCCGUCGUGGCCUCUUCAGCACUGGCCCUGCUCAUACCCCCUCCCUCAGCCGCCCAGAAUACCUCCCAACUCGUCUGCUCGACUUCUUUGCCGUCCUCGCCCGCUUCUUUCCCGCCCAUCGCCUCCUCACCAGCGACUUCCACGCUCUCCCUGACGCCAUCACCGGCCUCAACGCUCCCGUCGUCCAGACUCGCUUCCAGCGCCGCCCUGUCCCCGUCUCUACCCCCCUCGUCCACCAGGGCUACUUCGACAUCAUGUUCCCUACUGACUUCACCGUCGUCGAGGCCCUCUACCGUGCCGUCACCGGAAAACACUCCCGCGUCGCCACCCACGAGCACUUUAUGCGCAACUGGGCCUCCCUGGACCAGACUCGCACCCGCAGCGGCGAGAGUCCCUUGCUGUCCUGGUACAAGAACGCUAGCAUGCUGGCUACUAUAUAG